AUGGACGAGAAUAGCGUGAUUCCACGGGCGAACAGCCUUCUCAAGGAGUUGCUCUCCUCCUACGAUGAAAAAUAUCAUCAUGGAACUAUUAUCAGUGGGAUAUAUGAUACAGCAUGGAUCUCAAUGGUUCCGAGGAAGACUGAGGCUUCUAGCGUCCCUGAAUGGGCCUACCCCGUGUGUUUCGAAUUUCUCUGUCAGAAUCAGGCCGAAGAUGGAGGGUGGGGAAAUCCUGUCUCACUGGUGGAUCGUAUCACCUGCACCUUGGUUUCUCUUUUGGCCAUUAAGAAACAUCUCCGUGUGUCGGGAAACCCUCUAGUCAAGGAUAGAUUGAGCUUGCAGCACCAGGCAGCCCGGGCCAUUGAUUUCAUUCACUUGAACAUUGAACGUUGGGACCUUGAUUCAUUGGAUACCCGGCUUCCAAUUGGGUUCGAACUUUGGUUCCCUGUCGUGGUCGAGAAAUUGGAGGAAGAAGGGGUGGUGUUCCAAAUCCCUGGCAAAGAUCGAAUUGUUGAAUUGCGCCGGAAGAAGCUCUCCCGCUUUCCUCUGGAUGUUCUCUACAAGCCUACUGGACUAGUCCAGCCUACACCCUUGUUUACACUCGAAGGAUUCAUUGGGCUCCUCGACUUCAGCAAACUCUCACAUCACUUGAGAUUUGGGUCGAUGUUUUCCUCUCCGUCAUCUACUGCGGUGUAUUUAAUGGAAUGCACCGUGUGGGAUGUAGAAGCCGAUGCUUAUCUGCAGCAUGUUGUAGACGUGAGCAUUUUGAAGCAUGGCUAUUGCGUCCCUCAAAUGUUUCCAACAUUCACUUUUGACAUUGACUGGGUCCUCAACUUAUUUGUUGAUGGCGGACUUGAUCUCAAAAAGCUCGAUGCCGAUACCGUGAACAAAUUAGGAAAUAUGAUGCUUCAGUGCCUAGAAGAUCAAGGAGGCAUUAUGGGAUCGAACCGAAAUAUUUGUCCCGACCCCGAUUCGACUGCAAUGGCUUACAAGACAAUUUAUUAUACCCUUGGACUUCAUUACCCCAUUCAACCCAUUAUUGAUGCAUUUGAGGGCGAUGAGAACUAUUUCACCUAUUGUGGCGAACGCGACCCCAGCAUCAGUAGCAAUGCACACGCGUUGCAAGCAUUAAUACUAAGCCCCGAAUCCAGGAAACAUACUUCUUCUAUCGAGAAGUGCAUCAAGUAUCUCUGUGGUACGUGGUAUAAUACCCACGACCUAGUUGAGGACAAAUGGAGCAAUUCGGAGUAUUAUGCCACUUUGGCCAUCACCCAGGCCUUGUCGGAUUACGUGUUUGCAUUGAGUGAUGAACGAGUGGAGGCUGUGUCGGAAAAACUCCUCAAGGUCCAUAUUCCUAUGACGAUUUUCCAAGCGGUGGUCAGAAUCCUUCUUCGUCAGAAUGGGGAUGGUUCUUGGGGCUCGACAAGCAUCCGUGUGGAUACUUCCCACGCAGUUAUUCUUUUAAAGUCUACUCGGUCCCUUCCCUUCAUACCUGAAGCUUUGAGCCUAGUAGUUGGCCAAGCUAUUCAGAAGGGUCAAGCUUUUAUAUCUGCCAAUCUCGAUGCGCCAUUCAACGAUUACAGCUGGAAUGGAAAAUGUGCUUAUGGCCUGUCGUCUAUCUCCCGGGCUGCCGCUUUGAGUGCACUUCUGGACUCACAGCCGACAAGAGUAUAUUCUCCAACGGUCCAAGCGUUGUAUCAAGUUGACUCGAAUUUGAUCACCAAGCAAAACAAGCUUCUGGGGUGCAUGAAGUAUUUCACAGAACUUCCCGCUUGGAUCAUUGAGGCUAGCUGUGUCGAAGCGGCGUUUUUUGUGCGCGAGUUGGUAGACAACAACAGACUCGAGACGAGAAAAAAUUAUGACAAAGGAUUCACGUUGAAGCUAGCGGUCAUUUGCACCGCUGUCAACUACGCCACGAAAGCUUGUUUGGGUAAUCACAUACUGCUUGGUAUGCUUGAGUGCAUGGAGUUUGCCUAUCAUCUCGAUACUCUGAUUGAUUUAGAGCUCAAAGAUCGCUCCGUGGAGACUAUGCAGUUGAUCGAAAAACUCGUCCGUCGGAUGUUUGCAGACAUAGAUCCCUCUGUCCCUCUACAAGACAAGUUGGAGGGCGACGCUAUUACCUUGAGAGAUUGUCAGGAUCACGAAGAGGUAUAUCGAGUUCUCAAGGCAAUGGCAAGCGGCAAGAAGUUAUUUAUGGAGAACCCACGUGUUCUGACUGCCAGUCCCUAUGAGCAGCACAACCUCCUGAUGGAACUCCGCCUUUCCCUCUUAGCUCAAGUCUCCAAAGCCUCUAUAGCAACAACACCAGAUGACUUCCAUGAAACAGGACUCAGCUUCUACCAAUAUAUCCAAGGAAUAGCAGCGUAUGAUGGUUUGAGCGGCAUCGCUAUGAAAUUCAUCAUUUGUCUCAAUCAGGGCCCUUCUGAUGUUGUGUGCGCCACUCCCGUGGAAAGAUAUUUACUCGAGGAAUACAGCCGCCAUGUUGCAGUAUGGGGUCGGAUGUGGAAUGACUAUGCGGACGUUGAGCGGGAUCGUGCCGAUUCCAACCUGAAUUCCUUGGACUUUCCGGAUUUUCAGACCUGCACUAAAGACCCACGCGAGGAUUCACCUGGUGGAGUGAAGAGACGUUACCUUGCUGUUCUUAUCCAGCAUGAAGAAGAUCUGGCAAAUGAGACUCUGACGAGAUUCACUAGCUUAGUUGAAUCACGGGCGAACGCUGGUAAUCUCCUCACUGGUCUUCGUUGGUACUUGGGGAUUCUUCAUGUUCUUCGCGAGCUGUAUAACACCAGGGCUAUCUACGCAGCCCGGUGA
This is a messenger RNA of Penicillium arizonense, 2808 nucleotides long. RefSeq lists its product as uncharacterized. Gene Ontology annotation, biological process: diterpenoid biosynthetic process. Gene Ontology annotation, molecular function: terpene synthase activity; magnesium ion binding. NCBI's taxonomy places the organism in Eukaryota, Fungi, Ascomycota, Eurotiomycetes, Eurotiales, Aspergillaceae. Bases 1 to 2808 code for a protein of 935 amino acids. The record is from RefSeq and is a predicted model, not a curated record. The transcript has 4 exons.